AGGCAUCAGUUGUGCAUCUAUUCAAAAUAUAAAAAUCUGACUAAAAACACAAUAAAUAACUAUCUAAAAGUCUGCUAUAAAUAGGUAUUGUUAAGAAGUGAACCCUGCUAGUUAGAAAUAGGAAAUAUCUAAAGAAUGUGUCUAAAGUUGUAUCAGUUACUGUAUUAUUUCAUUUGUCUUUGUAACAAUUAGUUGUUUAUUUAUAUAUAUUUUUGCCUGAAUUUACAUUCAGCUGUGAAAACAGACGAUCUUCGUGCUGAUAAUGUUUACAGCAUCACAGCAGACCACAGAGACACAAUUUAACCGAAAACCCUCGGCACAGAACUAGUUUGAGCAGGUUCAUGCAAACAUUAAUAUUAAUAAAAAUGCCACUCACAGUAUGUCAGCAACAUUGGGGUACAAACCAGACUCUAAAGGGUCCUCUUUUCCUAUCUUGGUACAUUUGGGACCAACUAAUCUGUUUUUUUUUUUACUAAAUGAAAACACCAGUCUUACCUACAAGGAAGGAUAUAAACUGUGUGUAACUCAUUAAUAGAACCUCACUUCAAAAUUCUUGACCUAUGCCUUUAAGAACUGACUAGCAUCAGCGCUGGUCUAGCAUUAGAACUGGGGGAGCUGACUGGGGCGGUGGGGGUCAGUUGGGGGAGCUUUGUGUGCCUUUUGUCUGUUCCUUGUCCCCUAGCGGUAAAAUGCAUUAACCGCCCCUGCUCACUUGACCUGUCAAAUCCACCGAAGGCAGACACAACCGCCGCCCACUACGCAGGCGCCGUGUGCAGCAUUCCGCGCCUUCUGCAGGAGCAGCGGCAGCUCCGGGUUCGGUGAUCUUCUUCUUGGCACCGCAUCACAUUUGUUCAGCACAGAGCCCUGCAGCCAGAGUCGCGGUUCUUCCCAGGGGGUCCAGGCUUCGCAUGGAUAGCUGUCUGCUGAGCUCGUUGCUUCUCUUCCUCGCUGCCUUUGUGGUGGUUUUUCGACAGAAAACACUCCUUCCCGAGUAGCCGGAAUCCGCAGGGCUUGACCAGAAGACCCGUCUUGGCGUUGUGACGCUUCAUAGCCGCAAUGCUGGGGUUACAGGGAAAUGCUUCAGCGCCUAAAGUGUAUCGCUGUGUGGCGUGUUCAGAAACCUUCACUGGAUUAGCCUCCCUGCUUGUACAUCAGGCUACUCAUGCGAAUACCGACUCAAAGAACUCUACUCCUCCAACAAGGCCUAACAACAGCCUGCAGGAAACCCAGUUUGCGAAUGAAGUCUCAGCUGCUGAAAAGUCUGCUUCUCCAGCUCGUCUGCCUGAGAGCCCUGCAUCUUCUUUUUACAUUUGUGAUUGUGGGGAUGAAUUUCUGGACUUCCAUCUCAUGCUGGAACAUAAACGUUCACAUGUCUGUCAGCUACAGCAGCCUGUGGUUGACAAUAUUGCCCUGUCUGGUGAAACAGGGAGUGAUAAUUUUUUUCCAACCCAGCAGACAUUAUUCGCCCCUGUUAUUCAGACCGGUUUAGACCUCAGCUCCCCCUCCACCUCCAAGUCCUCUGGCUCUGAGGUACCCACAUCAAAUGCGCUUUCAAGAGAUAUGGCCUUGGAAGACGACGUUGCCAUGGCAACCCCUCCUCAUGGCCAACGCACACCCCCUCAAGAUGUCAGUGUGAAACCAAUUGAGGCCGUGUCUACCACAGCAGAGCCCUUGCCAGAGAGCGAAGAAGACAUGGAUUUGGAGGACAACAUCGAUUCUGUCCCCCACUCUGAACGGGUGGAAAAUGUGCAAAAAAACAACAUCCUCAUGAAGCUGUUGGCAUCUGCGUACCAGAACUGUUUGCCACCUCCUGUGUCUGAGAAUGAAAGCGAAAACAAAGUCGUUCCCAAGCAAGAAGACAUUCCUGUUGAAAUAACUCCAGUUACUAAAGCUGAUAUGUCUCCAGGCAACGACCUCUCCAUUGUCCAGUUGAGGCGAUUGCUUGCUAAACCUGGAAUAAAAACAAAAGCUCCACCCAUCAGCAGAAUUCUGGAAUCAAGUAAGAAGCGGGUCGUCUCUCUUACUAAGACUCUUUCUCCUGUUGUGGUUCUGGAGACCCGUCAAAAGCUCAUGGAUCCGACUUGCAAGGGCCUUUAUGGAAGAUAUCAAUGUGGCCGCUGUCGUAAAGUUUUUCAUAACUUGGACAGAUUGACAGAGCAUCAUUUUUUGCACAAAAAGGAAAGGAUUAAAUGUUGCCGCCGCUGCAAACAGCUCAUUAUUGGGCGGCUGCCUUUUUCUGACAAUCACGUCUGUCCUCAGAUAAGCAAAAACUGUCUCCGGCCAGCAAAGCGUCUUCCAAACAAGUCACCCUUCGCCCCCAAAAUAGUGCCAUUUCAUAGUCUGAACAAUGCCAAAAAGGUUUUCUUCUGUCCAGUGUGCAAAAACAGCUAUGCACGAAGGUGGAACCUCAAAACACACCGUUGUCAUGGUCCAGCGUCGGGUGUCCCGAGGCACAUCGGUCCCUCAUUUCAGAGAAUGUUUGCAAUGAAGUCUAACCUUGGUGCCAAAACUGAAAGAGUUGAAGAUGCAAAUGGAGAGUUUAAGAGUGUCGCCGUAGGAACUGAAGUAAAGGCUCACAUCAAGGUGGAGGGAACUUCUUCGGAUUCAGGGCUGUCCACAGUUUCACCGUUGGCUUGGACUCCUCCUGCAAAAAGAUUUCCUCCAUUUACCUUAAAAACCUCCAUGAUCGAUUCGCUUCAGGAUCCCUCAGUAGCUUCCCCUGAGGAAGCGGAUGAAAGCUGGAAAAUAGAAGAGCUUAAGGGGGAAAACGGCAAUGAGGGGCAGUGGACAAUGCCCUUAGAUGAUGAAAUGCAGGUGCUCAGUUCCACCGACAAACCUGAAGACGACAGUCAGCUGACGCAGUCUGGAAUUGUCGAACACGCAGAGAUGGCCCCCCAUAGUCUGCCUUUUUUUUUCAUUGAAGGUGUAAAGCGUUACCCUUGUAACAGGUGUCACAAAACCUACAGUAAGGCCUCAACUUUGAGGCGUCACCUGCGACUAUGUGGGAUCAGGCCACCUGGGUUUGAGACUGUAGCUCAGACUCAGGCUCAAAGUGCCACGACUCUAAACGCCGGUUAUGUGAAACCCAUGUUUACCUGCUUUGUCUGCGGGAGGGCUUUCAAUCGCAAGGACAACAUGAUGACUCACAGGAAGAGAUGUCAGCUGAAGCGAACAAUGUCUGGUGUGGGUGGAGGGAUCGUACAGCAGAGUUUGCAAGGCAAUGCGCGCACUGAUGGUCAAAUCCAGGGGGAGGACAGUGCCGGGAACUGGGGCAUCAUGUCACUGCCAUCUGUGCUCCCAAGGAGGGUCACAUGCGAGUGUGGGGUCGGAUUUACAUCCCCAAGGCUUCUUCUGGAGCAUCUACAGAAGCAUGCACAGGAAUCGUACACAUGUCCGACCUGUGGAGAGACCGUGAAUUCCUGGGCUGACUAUGAAGUUCACCUGCAGAUCCAUAUGCAUCCUCAGCACCAGCUGGUGAAGGGAGUGCAACCACAGCGAUCACAACCUGUUUUACUUCGACUGCCACAGCCCGCUAAGUCCAUGCUUCCACCUCUGCAGAAACCGCCACACCCAGAGCCCUCCCAGCACCUACACCCGCUCUCGGUAAAAAAGGGGCAGCGUAUCGUAUGCACCCGGUGUGGGAAUAGUUUUGCCACCCGCUGUUCCCUUCGUAGGCACAUAUCCUGGAAUCGCUGCAAAGGUGUUAGGGCCACAAACCCCCCCACAAAUCCACCCAAAACCUUCCACUGUUCACACUGCAACUCUGAUUUCCCCAACAGCAUCAGCCUCAUGUUCCACCAGAGGAACGGAGCGUGCAAACCUGCCAUCAAGCCCGUGCGUUGCCCAAUCUGUCUUCGAUGGUUUGGCACCAUGGACAGUCUGCAGAAACACCUGCUCACUCACAAGCAGUCUGACUCGUUCCGCUGCGACGUGUGUCAGGGUACGUACAGGAGCCUCAAAUCACUGAAGAACCACCGCAGGAGGAUUCAUCGCAUCCUGAUCGGACAGCCAAAGCCUACACCACACGAACCGCUGACGUCCGAAUGCCACCUGAAUUUAACUGACUAAAGGAUUCACAAAAUGGUGUGUGUAAAACCAGAGCCUGUUUUUAUUAUUCUUUAAUCCUUUUAGAAUUUUCAAACGUUUUCCACUUCGCAGAGCUUAAAUGGACUCAAUUUGUAAGCUGUUUCGGAAAAACUUUUACAAGUUGUUUUAGCUUGCUGCUGUUAUAAAUUAGCUUUGUCAGAGUAUGCAUUUUAGUUUGUAGCUUAAUCCACCCUGUUCAUUAGCCUUUUGAGUUUGUAAAUGAUUCCAUGAAUAUUUAGUGAUGAAACUUCACAUUUGGUGAUGUAGCUUCUUGUUGUUCUUGGUGUUAAUAAACAAGUGUGUUCAA
Molecule: messenger RNA, 4393 nt
Organism: Girardinichthys multiradiatus
Lineage: Eukaryota; Metazoa; Chordata; Actinopteri; Cyprinodontiformes; Goodeidae
Product: zinc finger protein 865
Exons: 2
Coding region: 1057-4068 (1003 amino acids)
Source: RefSeq, a predicted model, not a curated record